AUGGCACCCCUACCGGCUGCACGAUUGGCAUCGUUUGAACGUCCAUUUUCUCACAUUGGGGUCGAUUACUUUGGGCCGGUGAUGGUGAAGGUAGGACGCAGCCUCGCUAAACGUUGGGUGGCACUCUUUACCUGCCUGACUAUUAGAGCAAUCCACCUGGAGAUCGCGUUUAGUUUGAGCACAGAAAGCUGCAUUUGCUGCUUUCGUCGAUUUGUUGGGCGAAGAGGAGCUCCUUUGGAGGUCUAUAGUGACAACGGCACCAAUUUCAUCGGCGCCGAAAAGGUGCUAAUGCAGCAGAUCAACCUUGGCCUGGCGGAAACGUUUACAAACGCUAAUACAAAAUGGCACUUCAACCCUCCCUUAGCCCCGCACAUGGGAGGGGCGUGGGAGAGGUUGGUUCGAUCCACAAAGACGGCCAUCGAGAGCAUAGAAACGGGCAGGAAGUUAACCGACGAAGGACUCUCUACGUUACUGGUCGAAGCGGAGAGUAUUGUAAAUUCUAGGCCCUUGACCUACCUACCGUUGGAUACUGCCGAGCAAGAAGCUCUUACGCCCAACCAUUUUAUAUUCGGCAGCUCCAAUGGCAUCAAACAACCGGCAGUCAGUCCCGUGAAUCCACAAGCAGCAGUUUUGAAUAGCUGGAACCAGAUUCGCCAUCAGCUUGAUUUCUUUUGGCAACGAUGGCUGAAGGAAUACCUUCCGACAAUUUGCAGACGGACUAAAUGGUUCAGAGACACAAAACCUAUUGAAGUAGGGGAUCUGGUAUUCGUAGCGGACAGUUCUAAAAGGAACAACUGGAUACGGGGAGUCGUGUCGGCAAUACAGCGUGGUCCAGAUGGUAGAGUGCGACGAGCAACAAUCCAGACUGACACGGGAGUUAUGCGAAGGGCAGUGAACAAGCUGGCGCUGUUAGAUGUUACUUCUCAUGGUAAAACUGCUCUGGACACGCAGUGUUACGGGGGCGGGAAUGUUGGCACAGUUUCUGGCAACGCUGAGCUACCAGAUCGCGUACUGACAGCGAUCCCUCGCUCUAGUGAGUAA
This is a messenger RNA of Sabethes cyaneus, 1041 nucleotides long. RefSeq lists its product as uncharacterized. Gene Ontology annotation, molecular function: nucleic acid binding. The transcript has a single exon. Gene Ontology annotation, biological process: DNA integration. The record is from RefSeq and is a predicted model, not a curated record. The coding region runs from base 1 to 1041 and encodes 346 amino acids. Lineage: Eukaryota; Metazoa; Arthropoda; Insecta; Diptera; Culicidae.